CCCGCCCUCUUCAACUGGUCGCUAAGCAACGAACCAAACCGACAAGACGCGGAGGAGAAACGAACAGCGUCUGAAUCCAAACAAAUUAAAUCGGAUUGAAGCUGAAUUAAAUGGAUCUGUCGUGCUUCAACAAAGACGCCAUGGCGCUCCCCUUUCUGCCGGGAUAUCCUCGUAAACAACACUUGGGGAAGGAGACAUUCCACAAAUCCCAACAGUUUGGCUUUUCUAAUGAGGUGGCUAUGCUGAGGUCUUCAGAGAAAAAAGGCAUCGGAGGAGAGCUGCUGGAGGGACAGAAGAAUGUACCAAAUUAUUCCGCCUACCCGAGAGUUGGCAGUGGUCUCCCAUCAUGGCUGGCCUUUGACAAACAGGUUUUGUGUUUUGAGGCAUAUUUCCAGGAGGCCAUGUGUGAGACAAGGGAGGAGACCAACAGAAUUAGGAGGUGUAUGAUCUACUUUUACUUGGAGGAUGAUACCAUACAGGUGGUUGAACGAAAGUAUAAGAACAGUGGAAUCCCUCAAGGAACACUUAUUCGCCGCCACCGCAUCCCGCUGCCUCCCCCGAAUGAUGAGCUCUUCUACAACGUGUACCAUUUCAACCUCAACCAGCAGCUGGUGCUUUACUCACGCACCUUCACCGUGACCGACUGCGAUGCAUUCACAAGGACCUUCCUCAUGAAACUGGGUGUGCGGCUAAAUGCUCCUACCGCCACCCCUGAAGACCAGUACAGCAACUUGCGGGAACAGAUGGAGAAGAGCAUGAAGCCUCUCCGUCCAUACCAGCGGCGUGACACGCUAAAGCAGUUCCUGGACCAUGAUGGCAAGGUCCUGCGUUUCUACUGCGUCUGGUACGAAACGGACAGCGUGUCCGGGGACCCGCGCGAGCUCAUCCUGCACUACUUCCUGGCUGACGACACCGUGGAGAUCCGCGAGGUCGUCGAGCCGAACUCCGGACGAGACGUCGCGCCGAAGUUCCUCCACCGCGGCAAACUGCCAAAGACAGGAGCGGUCCGUGAGGAGUUCUAUAGGGACGGUGAUCUGGCUGUGGGUGGGGAGGUGAACGUGUGGGGCAGGACAGUGCUCAUCUGUGACUGUGACGACUUCACCAAAGAGUACUACCGCUCCAAAUACGGCAUAGAGGACUUCACUCCAGUGCAAUACAAAGCUCCCCCACCUCCCAAGCCCCCAAAGUUGGUGCCCCCCUACAAUGGCUUUGGUUCAGAGGAGGAUUCACUGUGCUCCUGUCAGGGGCUGCUGCCCAAACCGCCACGGAAAGAUCUCCGCAAAUUCAUGGACAAAGACAGAAAUGGCCUUGAGGGUAAUGUGCUGCGUUUUCGUGCCAAGAUGGUGACCAACGACCCCGUCAACAGAGACCGGGGGUUCAUUGUCUCCUUCUACCUCUGUGACGACACGAUCAGAAUAUUUGAACCCCCACAGAAAAACUCAGGUGUGCUUGGUGGAAAGUUCCUGGAGCGCAGUCGUGUCAAGAAGCCCGGACAGGAUCUGUUUAGGAGAGAGAUGCCGGAGUAUUUCUCAGCCCAGGAUCUGUAUGUUGGUGUGACCCUCAACCUCAACAACAAGUUCUUCGAGCUGGUGGACGCUGACGAAUAUACCUUCAGCUACAUGGAGCGACAUGCCGAGGAGUUCUCCAAGGCCAACGUGGGAACCAUCCUCAGCAAGCUGCGUUCCAUUCCAGAGGAGAAGCAGAUCGAGAUCGGGCAGUUCCUGGGUCAAAGUGACCCGGCCAAGACAGGAAUUAUCCCCUACCAAUCCCUCAGGGAUCUGCUGAUGGGCAUGCAGUGCGGUCUGUCCGAACAUGAGGUAAUCACGCUGGGCCGCUUCUUCUCCGAGCGCGAGCCACCUGAGGCGGAGGUGGGUUUCCUGCUCGCCGUGGUGCAGGACCGCCUCAAGAGGAAACAGUUUGAGAAGUUCCCUGAGAUGUGCAGAGUCUUCGUACACCGAGACCGACGCCGGACGGGCUGUCUGUCCGCUCAGGAGACCCGGAGCAUCUGUAAAACCUUCCAGCUGCCGCUGGCAGACGACCUGCUGAUGGCUCUCCUCACCAAGUUUACAGAGGAGGACAAGAUCAACUAUCAUGCCUUUCUGUCUGGCAUCGACUGGAGGGAGAACCCAGCCGCCCCGCUGCUGCACGAAGCCACUCUGAAGCUGGAUGGUGACCGGAGUGAUGAGAGCGGCGGUCCGACCAUGAACAACGUCCGUUACUCCCCGCUGAUGGAAAACGUCUUCAGCCGCCCCGCAGACGACACCCAGCCACCGCAGUAG
Molecule: messenger RNA, 2279 nt
Organism: Lampris incognitus (smalleye Pacific opah)
Lineage: Eukaryota; Metazoa; Chordata; Actinopteri; Lampriformes; Lampridae
Gene: efhc2
Product: EF-hand domain (C-terminal) containing 2
Exons: 14
Coding region: 111-2279 (722 amino acids)
Biological process (GO): regulation of neuron projection development
Cellular component (GO): microtubule
Source: RefSeq, a predicted model, not a curated record